UUCAUCUCAAUUCUCUAGCACUGGAUAUUUAUCUAUGUACAUAAUUUGUAAAAUGUUAUCUAUUCUCUUUGUACUUUAGAAAAGGCUUGUCUGUGAGAGAGUCUUGGUAAUUUGUAGUGACUGCUCCUGUUCUGUUAGUAUUAUUACUGUGUGCUCAUGGUUUGUACAAUAUUAUGGCAGUCACUAAUGAUAGCACAGCUGAGGUUUUGUUUAUACAUCAACAAAUGUUUCAGGUUGCACUGACUGAAGGGCCGCUAUCAAAAGUUAUUGUUGCAACAAUAAUGUCACUGUUCUUUACUUAUUUGAAUGCUAUCAUGGUCUACACUCUUUGGAGUAAGCCUUUUUUUAAAGAGACUCCUCGCUACGUUCUGUUUAUUCACAUGCUUCUUAAUGACUCGAUUCAGCUCACCGUUACCUCCAUGUUGUACAUCUUCAGUCUGUCAUUCUUCAAAUUAGUCACAGCUGCUUGUGCUUUUCUGGUUUAUGUUUCAGCUACAACAUUCAAUAAUGCACCUUUAAACCUGGCUGUGAUGUCACUCGAGCGUUAUGUGGCCAUACGCUUUCCUCUAAGACAUGCUGAAAUAGCCACUCAGAAAAGAACUCAUAUUGCCAUUGCAAUCAUUUGGUUUAUUGGUUCCAUAAACUUCAUAAUUGACUUGCUAUAUGGUCUAGUGAUUGAUUCUAACUUUUUAACCUCACAGAUAUUUUGCACAAGAGAAAGGCUUUUCAAGAAACCAUGGCAAGCAGAUGUUUUGCAGGGCUUUAACAUUUUCUACUUUGUGUCAGUGACUAUGAUCAUCCUUUUCACUUAUAUCAGCAUUUUGAUCACAGCCAGGUCCAUCUCCUCCAAUAAAGACUCUGCUGCAAAAGCCCACAAGACUGUGUUGCUGCACCUCAUUCAGCUGGGCCUCUGUCUUACUUCCUUUCUUUACAGCAUCAUAGAGCGUGCUGCAGCAAUGGCCGGCAGCAGCAGCCUCUUCAUGGACCUGCGUUAUCUAAACUAUUUAUUUGUGCUGAUAUUGCCACGUUGCUUAAGCCCACUCAUCUAUGGACUGAGAGAUGAUGCUCUACGGCCCUUAUUCAUGUACUAUUUCCGCUGUGCCACAGGCAAACGCAAGUCUACAGUCAAUGUACACUGAAUUAAAGCCAUUUGUUUGAGUAUACCAUUAUACCAUAUACCAAUGGCAUAUCAUAUACUUAAGUGUACAAUACAGAUGUUGUAUUUACUGUUAAGGAACCCUAUGCAGAAAACAUAUUAGGAGUGGUUAUACAUUGUAACUCAAAGGUUCAACUCUGAUGGGUGUUGUUUCAGCUUUAUCAAACACAGUUAAUCCUGUUCAGCCAUGUGCUUUAUGUAUAGCUGAACAGUGAGUGUCUGCAUGACACUCAGUGUUCAGAAACUCAGUCUUUUGACUAAAACAAAGGACUGUGUGUCCACUCAGACAUUUGGUUUGAAACUGGCUGAAACUAAGCUGUGACAUUUAUUUAGCUUUAAUAAUAAGCUCUUAAUACAAAUUGUUGUCUAAUCGUUUCUGCUGAACUGAUCAAAGCAAGCUUCAUAAAACCACUCCUAAUAAAUUUUGUCCAUCUCGGGGUCGAUAUAUGUAUUGUUUAGCUUUCUCUCAUGAAUAUUUGUCAAAUUUGUGCUAAUUUAGAAUAAAAAUCUUACAAAUGGUAUAUGGACUCAAGAUUAUCUUACAAAACCGGAUUAAGAGAAAAAAUCCAUUAAUUUGCCAUCAAAUAUGACUGAUUCAUUGGGGCUGUGUUAAAAAGUAUUUAAAAGUAAAUAGUACUUUUACUGAUAAUCCUCAUCUCUGCAGUGGAGUGGUAGAGAAUGUAAAGCUUUCAGGGUGAGCUGUUGCAUUUCUUUAGGGAAACGAUGGUUAAGUGUAUUCAUUUUGGCAUAUGGCUUGAGUUCUUUCACAACAUGUGAAAUUAGCUAGUGUUUUAGGGGCUCCAGCAGCUGUAUUUAGCUGUAUGCCAGGAGCCAGGGCACUGGACAUUUCAGGUAAUAUUAAGGUGUUAGGCAAGCACAAGUUGAAUAUCCUUGCAGUUUAGCAUUUUAUUUGUCUUUAUUUUUCUUUUCACUGUGCAUUUGUAAGAUAUUUAUUUGUUGUUUCCUUUGUAGUUUCUCUAUCUCCUACUUCUAAAUAAUUUCCCUUCUAAUAAGAUUUCUAAUAAAAAUUCCUCUUCUCUAUACACAUAUAUAUACACAUUUAAUAAGACAUUGCAUAUGACAGGAUAAGAUGAAAUCAUGGUUUCAACCACAGAAAAUCUAAUUUUACAAAUGUAGUUGUUUCUGAAAUCACAGCUCUGUAGUACAUGUACAUAGAAAAUAAAUGGCUGUUUUGUCAUUUGUUAGUGUGUGACUAGUGGGUCCUGCCCACAAUCACACUAUUCAUCCUAAAAAAAAAAUGGAGGUAAGUAUGAUAAUGCUCAGACUCUUGUGUGGACAAUGUCUGGGCUGUAAGAGAUGCCCAGAGGUGGACAUCAGUACUGUAUUUGAUGCAUCAGAGGCAGUUGUUAGAAUAGACAUUUUAUGCACAGAAUGCACUGCCAGUGCUGACAAGGCAACACACCAUAUGACUUUGUAUUAAAAGUCUCCACAUGUGUGCGCAUGCACACAACAAGGUAUCCAGCUAUUGAGACAUCACCUCUGGCAGUUAUCCAGAGUUCAUGGAACAUGGUUACACGUGUAACCUAAUGAUUUCCAGGAGUUACUCCAGCUGUUUCUUUAUGACAGUGGUACGCUUUGUUUAAAAAAAAAUGGAGCAUAGUUACUGUGCUUAUAUUUGAAAUCUAUAAACUAGCAUGUUAGGUUUGCAUAGUUAAUACAGAGUUACACUACAACAUAUCCCAAGUUGUAAUACAAUG
This is a messenger RNA of Pangasianodon hypophthalmus (striped catfish), 2874 nucleotides long. Its product is annotated as odorant receptor 131-2-like. Bases 174 to 1139 code for a protein of 321 amino acids. Gene Ontology annotation, biological process: G protein-coupled receptor signaling pathway. Gene Ontology annotation, cellular component: membrane. The transcript has a single exon. NCBI's taxonomy places the organism in Eukaryota, Metazoa, Chordata, Actinopteri, Siluriformes, Pangasiidae. The record is from RefSeq and is a predicted model, not a curated record. Gene Ontology annotation, molecular function: G protein-coupled receptor activity.